This is a messenger RNA of Neomonachus schauinslandi (Hawaiian monk seal), 885 nucleotides long. RefSeq names its product RAB43, member RAS oncogene family (gene RAB43). The record is from RefSeq and is a predicted model, not a curated record. Gene Ontology annotation, molecular function: GTPase activity; GTP binding. The transcript is spliced from 3 exons. Lineage: Eukaryota; Metazoa; Chordata; Mammalia; Carnivora; Phocidae. Bases 104 to 742 code for a protein of 212 amino acids. Gene Ontology annotation, biological process: protein secretion; regulation of exocytosis.
UCAGGUGUUGCGGCGGUUCCACGUCGCCAGGCGGUCCGCGGCUUCCGUGAGCUCAGGCUUCCCUCAGCGUCCGGAGCGCCGGCCCUUCGGCUCCCGCGCGGCCAUGGCGGGGCCGGGCCCGGGCGCGGGGGACCCGGACGAGCAGUACGAUUUCCUGUUCAAGCUGGUGCUGGUGGGCGACGCGAGCGUGGGAAAGACGUGCGUGGUGCAGCGCUUCAAGACGGGCGCUUUCUCGGAGCGCCAGGGCAGCACCAUCGGCGUCGACUUCACCAUGAAGACGCUGGAGAUCCAGGGCAAGCGGGUCAAGCUGCAGAUCUGGGACACGGCUGGCCAGGAGCGAUUCCGCACCAUCACCCAGAGCUACUACCGCAGUGCCAACGGGGCCAUCCUCGCUUACGACAUCACGAAGAGGAGCUCCUUUCUGUCAGUGCCUCACUGGAUCGAGGAUGUGAGGAAGUACGCAGGCUCUAACAUCGUGCAGCUGCUGAUCGGGAACAAGUCGGACCUGGGCGAGCUCCGCGAGGUCCCACUGGCCGAGGCGCAGAGCCUGGCGGAGCACUACGAUAUCCUGUGCGCCAUCGAGACGUCUGCCAAGGACUCGAGCAACGUGGAGGAGGCCUUCGUGAGGGUGGCCACGGAGCUGGUGGUCAGGCACGGCGGCCCCCUGCUCAGUGAGAAGGGCACCGACCACAUCCAGCUGGAUAGCAAGGACGUCGGAGAGAGCUGGGGCUGUGGCUGCUGACCGGGGUGCAGGGCAGGCAGGCAGGGGCCUCCCCACCUCCUCUCUCUCUCUCUCUCUGGCCUGCCGGGCCCACCCCUCCAGAGCUGGCCAUCCAUGAUGCCAGCCAUUCUAGAGCAGCUGGAUAAAGUCCUGGAAUUAUCCAU